Macroventuria anomochaeta is the source of this 1860-nucleotide messenger RNA. RefSeq lists its product as uncharacterized. The record is from RefSeq and is a predicted model, not a curated record. Gene Ontology annotation, molecular function: ubiquitin protein ligase activity; protein binding. Lineage: Eukaryota; Fungi; Ascomycota; Dothideomycetes; Pleosporales; Didymellaceae. The transcript is spliced from 3 exons. Gene Ontology annotation, cellular component: ubiquitin ligase complex; cell division site; mitotic spindle pole body. The coding region runs from base 175 to 1521 and encodes 448 amino acids. Gene Ontology annotation, biological process: ubiquitin-dependent protein catabolic process; mitotic spindle assembly checkpoint signaling; protein ubiquitination.
CGCGCCGCAACCCACACCCCGCCUGUCUCGCCCUUCGCUGCGACCGCGGCGUCUCAGAGCGCCGCUGCUCGUCCCUCUCCUCCGUCCAGACGACAGACAGCGCCCCUCAGCCCCGCUGGGCCCCGGCAGAAUUCGCCCUCCACCGACUCCCCGCCCGCGUCGCCAGCCCUCAACAUGACUAGGACGCGUGCAGAGACAGCGGCGCCCCAGCUUACCGUGCGCAACAGCGCCGGACCUACGCCGGCGUCGAUACCCCGUCCGUCCGACCACGACAGCGCCAGCGACAACGCUGCAGAGGGCUCGACGCCGCAGAAGCACCUGCCCUCCAUUCGCUUCAUCCCUCACCAGGACCCCCGAGCCGGUCGCCCGUCGCUCCAGUUCCCUACCAUUACCCGCACGCUGCCAGACGAGUCGGCUGUGGUGCGAGUAGGGCGCUACUCAGAGCGCGACAACGUCCCCGAGAUUCCAGCAAACACGCCCUCAGCCGCCGCGAUUGGAUUCAAGAGCAAAGUGGUAAGCCGGAAACACUGCGAGCUGUGGUGUAAGGAUGGCAACUGGUACAUCAAGGAUGUCAAGAGCUCCUCAGGAACCUUUCUCAACCACAUCAGGCUGAGCCAGCCGAACGUCGAGUCCAAGCCUUUCAGGAUAAAGGAUGGUGACAUCAUCCAGCUUGGAAUCGACUUCCGCGGUGGUGAAGAGAUGAUCUUCAGAUGUGUCAAGAUCCGUGUUGAGUGCAAUCGCGGUUGGCAGCAGGGGCUCAACACGUUCAACAAACAAACACACCAGCGACUGCGCAACCUCACCAAGGCUAAGAAAGAGGGUGACAGCGCAUCCACACAUACGUCUGAGUGCGCCAUCUGUUUGAUGUCCAUAGCGCCUUGCCAAUCUCUGUUUGUCGCACCUUGUUCGCACGUCUGGCACUACAAGUGCAUAAGGCCCAUCCUGAAUGGACCCACAUGGCCCAACUUCCUCUGCCCUAAUUGUAGAGCGGUAGCUGAUCUGGAGGCCGAUGUUGAGGAUCCCGGCGAGUUCGAAGACUGGGAAGAGGAGGCGCAAGCGAAUGGCGACGCAGCUCCAAACCCGGAACAUCCACCUGAAGACCGUCACGUCACACCCCGGGCUUCAGCAGUCCCUUUGAACGGGUCAGCGACAGCAGAAGCUGGCCACACCGAUCUCUCUGAUUUACAACAAGCGAUCACAAACUUCAGCAUCAACGAAUCGAUUACGAAUCCGCAAACGCCAUUUCGCCCCAUAGAACCUAUGACAGCAUCCGUCACCCAGCCUGUAUCUAUUGAUCGCGGCGCAGAUGGAUUUGAUGGCCUGUCACCGCUGCAUCUGGCCGCUCACGACGGACUAGCACCCGACCGCGCACACGAUGGACCGAUGACCCCACGCAACGACGCCGGUCCGUUCGUUCUGGAUGGUAGUGCUGGACGAGCCGGGGGAAGUCGACUGAGGGACGAAUCGCCCGGUUCUGGGGAAACAGACGCGCCUUCCAUACCUCCCGUACGAUUCGACUAGGGGUUGAGUCCGCUAUCGAGCCCAAAUGCGACUUGUGUACAUGGCCAGCGCUUGAAUGCACGCCCAUUCGACUGCCACCUUUGUAGGCGGCCAUCAAUAUAUUAACAGCGCGGGGGAGUGAGCAUCUGCAUAUUUAUCGUGAAGAGGCGUAGCGACGGAAGUAAUGUAUUCCGUCUGUAUGUAUUUGGAGGACCCAGCGUUCACUUGGGGUCCGGGCGUUGGUGGAUCAACAUGUUGUUUACUAUUCUUAUUAUGGGCGCGGCCAAGUCGUGCGAGCGAAGAGCGGGCAUGGGUAGAGUCAGGUAUGUUUGACGACGACAACAAUUUCAAUGAAACCCG